Notodromas monacha is the source of this 1227-nucleotide messenger RNA. The record is from the annotation of a GenBank genome assembly. Lineage: Eukaryota; Metazoa; Arthropoda; Ostracoda; Podocopida; Cyprididae.
AUGGAUGGAUACAGCAGUGUAGUUGACGAUGAGAACACCAAGAAUGUCAACAAUAAGAAUGGGAAACCCCUGGAAAGCCACGACAUGUUGGACGUGAUUCACGAGAGCGUGGCCCGAGUGAUGCUGGACAGUCUGCAGCAGCAGCAGCAGCAGCAGCAGCAGGAGCAGCAGCAACAAGUUCCGGCGAUGAUGAUGAUGAUGAGCGCGGAAAACAGAGGACACCUCCAGAGGGUCUUGGACAUCACUGGGAAACUCCGCACCUACUGCGAACACCACUCGACUCAGCCCAGUCCAGCCCUGCAGGGAAUUCGGCGCAGGACGAACGAGUUCGACUGGGAGCGUUUCUGCAGCGACAAGAACCUGGCUUUCGCGGUCUCCGCGGGACAAAUGAUCGGAGCUACGGAAGGAAACCUCAUCGGACUUUUGGCUCGAAUAACGAAAGCCAAGCACUGCCUCGAGAUCGGCACUUUCACGGGCUACGGCUCGGUGGCCAUGGCCGAGGCCGUGCCCGCCGACGGCACCGUCACGUGUCUCGAACUCCAACCAGAUGUCGCUGCUCAGGCCACGGAAAACCUCGCCUUAUUCUGCCCUCCACACCACGCCAACAAGGUCUCCAUCAAAAUAGGAACGGCAUUGGAAUCGCUUCUUCAGUUGGUGGACGAGGGCAAACAGCAGUUCGACUUGGUCUUCAUUGAUGCUGACAAGGCCAGCUACGAGAAAUAUGUCAAUAUUGUGCUGGAUCACUUGUUGUCCCCGGACGGGUUGAUUCUUGUGGACAACACCUUGUUCGGGUGCGGCAUGUUUUUCGACCUGGGCACGGAAAAGGGAAGAAGAAUCGCCAAGGACACGGAGGAUUUCAAUCGAUUCCUGAAGGAGGAUCCACGAAUUGACCAGAAUUCAGACCAUUUAAGCCCCGCCAUUUCGCCCACUUUUCCUUACCAUCAAAGGUUAUCCGCUCAACGAUCGGCCGCACUGAUGGAAGACCCGAAUGCCGGCUUGGCCUCAUUUUGGGUGUGUCCGGUCGCCGUGAUUGCCGUUGGCAAAUGUUGCGCACUUGCCGGUGUGGGUGUUGUUUGCGCGAAGGAGAACGUCGUGAGCAUAUCUUCGCCGCAGAAAGAAAUCGUUAGUGCAGUCGUGUGCGUCGUGGCUCUUCACGUCUUUCUCAUUUACUUCCUCAUCGGAGCUUUCAAGGAAGACGAUUCUAAGCCCCCAGAGAAGGUGGACUAA